GCAGCAGGUGACCGAGCUGCGAGUGUGUGUGCCUGCUAAGAUUCAAUGAGGGAGUGGUUCGUGUGUGACUCCACUUAGUCACAUAUGGACCAGUGGUGGGAGUUCAAGAACGUGUCAAGUGAAUUCUGAAAUGUGUUUCUAAAUCCAUAAUACAUGUUUGAGGAUAAUUGCUGGAAACAUGUGAAAUAAACUAUGCAGUUCUCAACUAGUACUCACUUCAGUUUUACAGAUCUAUUGGGUGUGGCGAAAACAGGGUGUAGUGACAGACUCGGGCCCGAGCAUGAGUCACCCCACCUCAACUAUAUAAGAACUUAAGCACCUUGGUUAGGAUCAGCGGCCACUUUAGAGUGCCUCAUUGUCAGACACGCGUGCGCACAUGUCACACGGAAGAAGGUGGAAAAGCCAGCGGGGAGGGAUUGAAAAAAAUUUAGGGGCACUGUACACUCCAUGGCCAAUCCGUGUUUCUCCUUACUUAAGCCACUUGCACUAUUUGGAGUGUAAACACUAAACUCGCGUUGCCUGAAUUCUGUUCCAGUGUGGAAUCCAGUGGAGCAAAAAACGAAUAUUGUGUAUGAGUGUGUAUUAUGGAUCAGGGUGCUUAAAAGUGAAUGCCCCCCAUUUUUCAUUUUAAACACACCGAGUGUUUAAUCGCAGAGCAAAAAUAACUUGUGACUGCAGCGGGCCCAAUAAGAACAAUCCUGUGACUGCCGCUGCCCUGCAUACUUUCCUCCGGAAUGGAAUGUUGCUGCUCCAGGCAAGCUUCACCCCCACCCCCACUUGUUGGGGCUCAAGAUCGCUAUUUAAGAUCUUAUUUAACUCCAAAAGUACACGCUUUCUUCGACCAGAUUAGGACUUUUUUCUCCGCAAGAAAAACAGACUCUUCUAUUUCUGGCUUCCCCCCUCCCGGCGCUGACGUCAGCACUAAGUUAUUUUCAUGAAUGGAGGGGGCGGUCAUGAGGACGCGGUGACGUCAGUGCUUGCGGAAGCGGGAGCGUGGAAUGUUAGUAACAUUGUUGUUGUUUUGGGGUGAAUUGAGUUAGCAGGACGCUACGCUCGCAGGCUGGCUGCGUCGCCGUCUGCCGGACUCAGCAAAGCGGCUUCGACGGCCUCGUUUUCCCUGGGGGGUUAGGUUCCCACCUAACCGGACAUAUAAAUAUAUAUAUUUUUAAAUAUUUUAUUUUUCCGCGCAUUCCAGUCCACGUGGAUCCACGCGCACCCAAACAGUGCGUCUCCUGUGAGAGUGUGGCAAGUUGUCUGCAUGCAGGGAAUGACGACUCCUUUCAAGACGAGCAAAGCUUUAAAGGUCAAGAAGGAGUCGGGCGAGAAUGCCCCGGCCCUCAGCGACGACGAGCUGGUGGCCAUGUCCGUGCGGGAGCUCAACCAGCACUUGCGCGGGCUGACCAAAGAAGACGUGGUGCGGCUGAAGCAGCGACGGCGCACGCUCAAGAACCGAGGCUACGCCGCCAGCUGCCGCAUCAAGCGCGUCACCCAGAAGGAGGAGCUGGAGCGCCAGAAGACGGAGCUGCAGCACGAGGUGGACAAGCUGGCCCGCGAGAACGCCAGCAUGCGGUUGGAGCUGGAGGCCCUCCGCGCCAAGUACGAGGCGCUACAGUGCUUCGCCAGGACUGUGACCCGCGGUGGGCCCCUGUCGCCGGGCAAAGUGGCGACCACCAGCGUCAUUACCAUCGUCAAGUCGGCCAACCACAACAGCUCCGGUCCGACACCCUUUUCGGCGCCGUCGUAGUGUCCGCUGGACUGGGCUCUCUUUACCCGCCUGACCCUGACCCGGCCUCAUCCCGCGCCGAGAGGAACCUCAGUAGUAAGACUGAAGGUGGAUCGACAGGAUGACAAGCUCCAAGUGAUCUUAUGCUGCAUUCAUGACUCUCCCUUCUCCUGUCCUUUAUCUUAAAAGCGUACACAGACCUGACAUCGCUGGGUUGCCUUUGGGGCUCUCUCCCCCCCCC
Messenger RNA from Hippocampus comes (tiger tail seahorse), 1964 nucleotides. RefSeq names its product v-maf avian musculoaponeurotic fibrosarcoma oncogene homolog K (gene mafk). Gene Ontology annotation, biological process: regulation of transcription by RNA polymerase II. The transcript is spliced from 3 exons. Gene Ontology annotation, molecular function: RNA polymerase II cis-regulatory region sequence-specific DNA binding; DNA-binding transcription factor activity, RNA polymerase II-specific. Gene Ontology annotation, cellular component: nucleus. NCBI's taxonomy places the organism in Eukaryota, Metazoa, Chordata, Actinopteri, Syngnathiformes, Syngnathidae. Bases 1259 to 1744 code for a protein of 161 amino acids. The record is from RefSeq and is a predicted model, not a curated record.